Bradysia coprophila is the source of this 3603-nucleotide messenger RNA. It is a transcript of the gene VAChT, whose product is annotated as Vesicular acetylcholine transporter. Gene Ontology annotation, cellular component: membrane; AP-2 adaptor complex; terminal bouton. Gene Ontology annotation, molecular function: acetylcholine transmembrane transporter activity; xenobiotic transmembrane transporter activity. The record is from RefSeq and is a predicted model, not a curated record. Lineage: Eukaryota; Metazoa; Arthropoda; Insecta; Diptera; Sciaridae. Gene Ontology annotation, biological process: xenobiotic transport; transmembrane transport; chemical synaptic transmission.
GGCAUAAGCAUCUCAAAUGGUCUGACAUGUACUUCUACAACAAUCAACGAAAAAAAAUAAUUUUUGUAUCAGAAUUCACAUAACGAUUAAACAACGGAUACCAUCGAGGAUACACAAUAAUGACGUCACAGCAAUUUUCUGCCAAUUGCUUUAGAGGGUGAAAACAUGCGCCGUUGCCAUCGAUCGAAAUGCGGGGAUAUACGAAUGUGUUAUUGCACUGUUUGUACAACGGGGGGUUGAAAAGCUACACUCGAAUCCCGGCAGAUUGAUAUUACCUUUGCUGCAACCAGGUCGAGUUGGUCCACUCGACAGUGCAGAUAAAAAAAAUAUUUUUUUUAUCUUGGACGGUAGCCCUCCAUUUUGACAACCAAAUAAAAUUUUCAUUUUUCAAUAACUAAACAAUCGAACAGUAAUAUCAUACGAGUGGAAGCGUACAACGGCAAAUAAUUGAGAAAACAAAUUUUAAAAUUCGGAAAAUUCGGCCGUUCGAAAAAAAAAAUUGUUUUUGAUUCGGUGUGACGAUAUUGUGGAUUACAUAACAGUGAAAAAUCGUUGAAACGAGAGCGAAAAAAUUUCAUUGAAUCGGAACAUUUUUGGUGGUACAUUUUCCAAAUUUAUUUAUUGAAUAACGCAAAUAGGACCGUGGCGUCAUCGGAAGGUCCUAGUGGUGGUGAAUCCGCCCUGUUUUCGAAAUUAGGUGGUGCCUUUUUCGGUGGUCCUAAUUCACCCCAAAAGGUUAUUGCCAACGUACGCGGAAUACUCGCCAAUCGUUUGACUGGAGCUAUCCCAGAUACAGGUUGCCUUCUUGGACCAACAAAGUCACUGACCAACAACCACACUUAAGAACUCGAAGAGCUACACAAAUAAUUUAAAAACAAAAAACCAAAACCAUGGAGACAAUGCCUUAAAUAUCGCAAACAAACGAAUCGCAUCAUCUGUUUCCAGAACAGAGCCGAAAAAACUUUACUACGGACAAUGCCUGCGCAUCAACAGCACUAACUACUGCUUGAGUGAACAUCCGCUCAGUAUUAUCAAAGGUAAUAAGUGUUAACGAAAACCAAAAAAACAAAAACAACCAUGUCAUUUCAAGUACCAUUGAUCAACCUCGAAUUUAACGAGGUUAAAGAGAUAUUAUGGACCAAAAUUCAAGAGCCACAGAACCAACGGAAACUGAUUUUGGUCAUUGUAUCCAUUGCUCUGCUAUUGGACAAUAUGUUGUACAUGGUCAUUGUGCCGAUUAUCCCCGAUUAUCUGAGGGAAAUUGGUACAUGGGGUGAUCCGGGUAAUAUAACCCUUACCGUUGGACAGCCUAGAGAUCAUCAUGGCCAGGAUUCUGCCACUGGAUUUCUAUUCGCAUCGAAAGCUAUUGUGCAACUAAUGGUGAAUCCAUUCUCCGGAGCUUUAAUUGACAAGAUCGGCUAUGAUAUACCUAUGAUGAUUGGUUUGACGAUUAUGUUUUUCUCAACGGCCGUCUUUGCUUGCGGAAAAAGUUACAGCGUUCUGUUUUUCGCACGGUCACUUCAAGGAGCUGGUUCAGCGUUUGCUGAUACAUCCGGAUUGGCUAUGAUUGCUGAUAGAUUUACGGAAGAGAACGAGCGGUCCAGAGCUUUGGGCAUUGCACUGGCUUUUAUCAGUUUUGGAUGCCUGGUUGCACCUCCAUUCGGUGGCGCGUUGUACCAAUUUGCUGGAAAGGAGGUGCCAUUUCUGAUACUGGCUUUUGUGUGUUUAUUGGACGGUCUGAUGUUAUUGCUGGUGAUGAAACCAAUAGCAGAACAAUUACGAGCUAGUAGUGAACAGAAGGCUCCGUCGAUACCAAUUUGGAAAUUGCUGAUGGAUCCCUACAUCGCAGUAUGCGCUGGGGCUUUGAUGAUGUCAAAUGUUGCAUUAGCGUUCCUAGAACCGACCAUAUCGCUAUGGAUGGAGGACUAUAUUACAACAGACAAUUGGAAGAUUGGUAUGAUCUGGUUGCCAGCAUUUUUCCCGCACGUUUUUGGCGUAGUACUAACUGUCAAAAUGGCACGGAAAUAUCCACAACAUCAAUGGCUGAUGGCUGCGUGUGGAUUGGGGCUAGAAGGUUUUUGUUGCUUCUUAAUUCCACUGUCAACAACAUAUCAAAUGUUAAUGAUUCCCAUCUGUGGAAUAUGUUUUGGAAUUGCACUUAUUGAUACAGCACUGUUGCCGACACUUGGCUACCUAGUAGAUGUUAGAUACGUAUCCGUAUAUGGCAGUAUAUAUGCCAUUGCUGAUAUUUCAUAUUCAGUUGCCUACGCCGUGGGUCCGAUUAUAGCUGGCGGUGUUGUCGAAGCUAUUGGUUUUACUGCCUUAAAUAUUGGAAUAGCAUUUUCAAAUAUACUCUACGCACCAGUGCUGAUAUAUCUGAAACACAUUUACGACUUUAAACCAUUCGAAAGCGAAGCAAAUAUUCUAAUGGCCGAUCCGCCGAACAAAGAAUACCAAACAUAUUCCAUGCAAGAUCAACGCCUUGUCGAUGGCAAUUUGAAAAAUCACCUCGAAUAUCAGAAUUACCAGAACGAUACUGGUGGCAUUCAGGAAUCGAAUGUGGACCAAGACAAUGGGUAUGCGGCACAAUAUGACGGAUACCAGCAGCAACAACAGUAUCAGCCAGGUUAUCAAGAACAAGGCGGAACUUAUCAACAACAGCAGCAGUAUGUACCACCGCCAAGGCCGGCACCUCCACAACAACAAAAUCAAUUACAUCAAAGGCAGCUUCCGCAACAGCCGGCAAAUCCAUUCCGCCAGGCAGAACAGCAACAACAACAGCAGCAGCAGCAGCAGCAACAACAACAACAGCAGCAGCAGCAGCAACCACCGGCGCCGAGUAGUAGAGUUUCGAAUCCAUUUAGACAAGGAAUGUAAAUUUGUUGAAUAUGACUUAGGUGUUACAAAAUGUUUAUUUAAAAUAUACUUCGUUAGUAAUCAAAUUUUCGAGCGAUAUGAAUGCAUUCCAAUUGUGGUGUCUAUAACAUAAUUUAUUGGAAAGAAUUUUAUUUAUUUUAUUUCUCUUGAACGUACUUCCUUUAAAAUCCCCUUGAACCAAUUUAAAUUGUUAACUUAUCAAGAUAGAUUUUAUGAAAAUGUGAAAAAUUUGUUACAGUUUUGUUAUUAUAAACAUUGUGCUUAUCGUUUGAUAUUCAUAUUUUAUGGUUAUUAAAUAUUUAUGAAGUUACAACUUGAAACUAUAAAAAAAACCAAAAGAAAAAUCAAGAAGAAAAUAGAAAACAAAACGAAAGUACUAAAUUAGAGAUGUUGUGCGGUGUACUCAACACAGCAAAAUGUAUGUGUACACUAACAACAAAUAUAAUUAUACAACUUUACUUAAUGUUAUCUUUCUUAUUGUAUUUAGAGAAGAAAUGCAAGCUAAAAAAAUAAAUUUAUCAAAAACAUAAAAUUAUAUAAACUUUGAAUGUUGUAUUGAUCAUUUCGUAAAUCUUAUAUAUGGUUCUCAUACCGAAACGUUAGGCUAAUUGUUUUAUUUUUUAAUAAACCAACCAAUUUUGGACUGUAAUUCGGGUGGAUUUUUCCCCCUCGCUACCAAUUAAUUUUAAAUUAAAACCAAAAUUCAACGAUCAAGGAAAAUUAAAA